AUGAGAUCCAGUCCUGGCAACAUGGAGAGGAUAGUCAUCUGCCUGAUGGUCAUCUUCUUGGGGACAGUGGCCCAUAAAUCAAGCUUCCAAGGCCAAGAUCGCCUCUUGAUUAGAAUGCGUCAACUUAUAGAUAUUGUUGAUCAGCUGAAAAAUUAUGUGAAUGACUUGGAUCCUGAAUUUCUGCCAGCUCCAGAAGAUGUAAAGAGACACUGUGAGCAGUCGGCUUUUUCAUGUUUUCAGAAGGUUCAACUAAAGUCAGCAAAUGCAGGAGACAACGAAAAGAAAAUCAAUGUAUUAAUUAAACAGCUGAAGAGGAAACUACCUCCCACAAAUGCAGAGAGAAGACAGAAACACAGACCAACAUGCCCUUCAUGUGAUUCUUAUGAGAAAAAACCACUCAAAGAAUUCCUAGAAAGACUGAAAUCACUCAUCCAAAAGAUGAUUCAUCAGCAUCUCUCUAGAACACAUGGAAUAUGA
Molecule: messenger RNA, 477 nt
Organism: Equus quagga
Lineage: Eukaryota; Metazoa; Chordata; Mammalia; Perissodactyla; Equidae
Gene: IL21
Product: interleukin 21
Exons: 5
Coding region: 1-477 (158 amino acids)
Biological process (GO): positive regulation of natural killer cell mediated cytotoxicity; immune response
Cellular component (GO): extracellular region
Molecular function (GO): cytokine receptor binding
Source: RefSeq, a predicted model, not a curated record